CUCUUUUCUCACUUUCGCAGUUCACUCGAAAUUCAAAAUGCACUCCCAACAACAAUCUUUCAUAUUUCCUUCGGAAACCCUAGGUCUCAGAAACUCCAAAAUUCAACUAAUCCUCUACUGAUUUUGAUUCAAUUUCGUUACCUUCGAUUCGAUCCAGUGGUUCCUUCAGAUCGCAAUGGGCUCGAGGGUGGCCGAAGAGCACUGCAACACCGAGACCGACGAAGGCACAGUCGCUAUCCAAAAGAAGCGGUCGAGGCGGGUGAGCUUCGCCGAGAUUACUUCGGUUCACGUCUUCGACAGGGACGACGACUACGAGACACCUCCAGACUCUAAACCUAGCUCCGAUGAACCCGAAUUAGGGCAACACAAUGAUGAGUUGGACUUUCUUGACUUCAAGGACUCCUCUCAGAAUGAAGAAGAGGACGGAGAUAAUGGCGAUGAAUUCGAUGACAGGCGCUCUUUCCUGCGGCCGAUGGAGUCGCCUUCUCCUGGAAGUACCAUUGGUUCCGCCACAUCCAAUGAUGAAGAAAAUUUUUUUGGCCCUGUAUCAGCUAGUUUUAUUAGACCUGGACGGCUAUCAGACUCUGCAGCUUCAGAUGAUAAUCAUGACAUUACCAUGGAUUCAACUGCUUUCUCAAUGCAUUUCCGUAGCCUCGCAAGGUCAGAGUCAGGAGGAGACCUGAAGACCCCAACAGGAGUUCACCUUUCCUUUGAAGGGAAAACACCAACCCAGGAUACCAUCCCCACUGAUCUAGGAAGUUCCAUGUUACUAACUGAAGCUAAGAAACCUAUUUCUCAAUCCUAUCUGCCCAUUAAUAAAGUAAGUGGGGGUAGUGAUUCUAAUGAUAUGAGUCUUAUUGGAGAAAACCCUCGUAGUUAUGACUAUGGUAGAUUGUCUCCUGCACUGAAUGCCCUCUUGGCUGAAGGCAGCAAGGAUUUGCAAACUAUCCCUCUUUCUCAUAAUACCAGUAUUUCAAAAUCACCAAUAAGCACUGGAAAUAAGUCUUCACCAUCAAAGAGACAUUGGGGUGGCCCAAUGAAGCUAAAUGACGAUAGAGCUAAAGGAAUGAGCCAUGUUGGUACUCAUGAUGUGCCAGCUGAGGCAGUUUCCGUUGCUGCUCAUAAUGAGUUGGGUGAGGCAAAUGGUGGUUCUAAAUCUUCUCCUAUUCGUCAGAUCAUUUACAAUUUCUCAUCUAAUACACAUGAGGCUCCAGCUUCUGAUCCCUUGAUCAAUCAGCCAAACUGGUCACCUAAUAAGUUAGCAAAGGGCAAGCUGUUUGGUAAGAGUAAGGACUCUGUUAAAGAUGCUUUUGAAAUGAUGAGUCCGUAUUUGGAAUUAUCUUCUGUUAAUCGUGGUACCUUAUUGAAUCAAGAUAGUAAAGUUCUUCAGUUAGAUAUGGUUGCACGGAGUGAACAUGGAUCUCCAUGGACAGGGUCCAUAUCCCCGUUCGCUAAAGAAAGAGAAAUAUUCAUGGAUAGUGUUAGUCCAUCCAAACAUUCAUGGAAUGCGACUCCUUCCCGGAAACAACCAGGUUCCUUUGUAAGUGAUUCAACCAGAAAACAUGGUGGAAGUGUAUCGUCCAUUCAGAAAAGCAUUUCUAAACUCAAAAUGCUUGAGACUUCUCCCUUUUCUUCUCUCAAAGCUAAGAUUGAUUCAGGACUUAUAACAUCAGAUAUUUUUAAGACUCCUCCCUUUGAUACUCUGUUGGAGAAAAACCACAAUGAUGCUCAAGUCAAACUUGUGGAUGCUUCCGUUGAUUUUUCUCAAGAGAAUUUAUUAGUUGCUGCUCAAAAGAGUGGAGAAAACAAGAGCUUGAUCGACAUGGAUGGAAAUGAUUUUGAAACUGCAAAAAACAUUGUAGAUAUAAUUCAUCCUGAAGAGUCCACGGGCCUUGUAAAAGGUGGAAGAUCUCAAAAUCCUAUGUCUAAAGGGUUCCUUUUAAGAGAUCAACCUAUUGACGUUACACCAUCUGCGGCUUCACGCUCUCAGUUGAAUUGUUCAGGACAGAAGACACAGCAAAAUCCAUUGCUAUCAGAAACUCCAAGUGAAGGGACAUUGGUUACUUCUGGAACCGAUUCCUUGUUGGCAGAGAUCACAUUUAACUAUAUAGAAGAUAAGAAAUCAACUGGUACACCUAAUAAGUUUGUUCCUUCUCCAGUACAAGAUGUGGAUUCAAUUAAAAAUGUUACUAGUUCUAGAAUUGUUGAUAACUCGGAACAUAUGUUUAUGGUAAGAGCACAGUCUAGCUCACCUUUCAUCAAACCGAAUCAUUCCAAGAACUUCACCGGAGCAGAAACGAUGGAUGACAGAUAUACCAAGCUUCAUGGUCUGCAAGAUGAAUCUGGAACCAUGGGGAACUCCCAAACCCCUCAAAUGGAUAUGGACGCCCCUAAUUCUCAAUCUAAAAUUGUGGGCAGUAAUCUCCAAACUGGGACAGACCCAGCAAGGUUUAGCAAGGUCCUUUCUGCGAGAGGGAUAAAGGCCUCUUCUGGUGGUUCUGAUUCUCCAUUUGCCUGUAGGAGUGCUAAUGAGACUCCUCUUCGGAAGAAUCUGGUGGAAUGUUUUAGUCAAAGCCUCUCAGGGAAAGAACUCUGUGAUGUGGUGGAGAGUGACAAUUCCCAUUCCUUUGUCAUGGAAGAUGUACUAUAUCCCAGUUCCAAUCUAUUGACAAAUAGAUCUGAGAGCCUUUCUGCACGGAAGAGAACAAGGGAAGAAAUGAUACCCAGGGACCAAGAUUAUCUGGAUGAAGCCGCCAGGAUCCAAAGGAGUCCAAAAGUUCAUAAAAGUUGGGGAUUUGAUUCAGAAUUAUUGUUGGAAUAUCCUAGUAAAAGUAAAAAUGAAACAUCCACCAUUGGAGGUGACACAAAAUUGAAGCAUUGGGCUGAUGUUUUCUCAAAAUUUACGGGAGAUACAAAACAGCUGCUUUCUCCAUUAAUUGAUAAGCUUAAUUUACCAGCGAUUGAUGUGCUGGAAGAUACUUUGGUUGGUAUACAGAGGUUGAAAAAAUAUGAGAUGCUUUGCGCUGAUAUUCGAUCUCAGAAAACAUUUGACCAUUUCAGUAAUUCUCAUCAUAAAAGAAUAGGCGAGACAUCGAUGUUGUUGCAAAGAAUUGUGCAUAGACAUGCCAAAUUGCAAUUGAGCUGUUUGAAACGAGAGAUAUUACUGAAAAAGUUACAACAAGUGAGCUCCGGAAUACAGGAAUCUCAAAAGUUAAAAUUGCAUUAUUUGCCACUUUUGUCUGUACCAUCAUCUGCAAGGAAUGCUCAAGUUAAUGGUAGUCAUCUCCAAUCUGUUUCAGUUGAUUUCAGGGGCACAGAAGAGGCUGCCCUUGACAGAAUCACUGCAAUGAAGCUGGUAUUUGAAGCUUCAGACAGAAAAAUUUCAAACUUGAUCAAAUCUUUUCAAACUUGUUGUAAGAUGAAGGGAGAACCAAACUGUGCUGAAACUAUUGAAUUAGUCAAUGAUCAUUUGAAGAAGAGGGCAUGUUGCAGGUCUUUACGCCUUGAUUUGCAGUUAUGGGAAGUUGAUAAUCUGGAGAGUUGGAACUGUCAUCACAAUAUUGUUCUCAGCUACCUCGGUUUCAUCAUUCAGAGGUUUACAAUAAAUGUUGGUCCUGUUUCAAGCAUAGUUAUUUCAAAUAAAUUGAAUAAUGUAAAGAUCUUGGAGAUUUUUCCAAAUUUGGAUGCUUGCACUGCUUUUGCAUUUGUGUUUAAUGGUGAUACCACUCAGAAAUAUGUUGGUCCUAGAAGUCUGAUGCAAGAAACACAAAUAACCGGUUCACUUUUAGGCAAUUUGCUUGAUGUGGUUGAGGAGGUACAACUAGCACAAUUGGAACUCCAAAAUCUGAUCCAGACAAGUUUUAAUUCUUCAUCUGUUGAGCAACUUGAUUUGCAGCUCUGUUUCAUCAAUUUUCAUAGUGGCAGGAAGGCUAUGCUGAUUCUUGACAUGUCAUGUUUGAAUCGUGCUAUCUAUUGAUGGUUGGCAUACUGGAAAUUUGUUGAAAGUACACCUUCGUUUGCCCUCGUGACAUCCUCUGAGACCAAUACAGAAAGUCAUAAAAAGAGUUCAGGUGUAUCUAUUGUAAAAUUCUAGUAGUAUUGUUAGGGAACAUCGUCCAAAACUACCUUUUUCCUCGUUGUCUUGCUAUGGUUGCUCCAGCAUGUUUACAUAAAUUUGCACGUACUUUAAUGUAGAAACAACUCAAUAAAGCCUUUUCACAACUAUUUAGGGUUGACUACAUGAAUCUUCUGCCAUUCUGCUGUAAGACCACAACCCCAGUUAAACUACCUGCAGAUAAAGUAAAUGUACACACAUAUGCAAUUGUGUAUAUUAAUUUUUGUGACCAUUGUGACCUUUAAUAAUUGCAACUGGCAACUCGUGUUUACGUUGAGCUUGCAUUCUGUCCUAAUACCAUGGACCUCAAGUAAAAAUCAUUCCCUUGGCAUUAGGUUGAAAUCUUCCAUUUUUCAUGUUCAUAUGGGCUUGAGUGUUUGGCACUAUCGUUUCAAAUGUGAUGCAUUCCUCUUCUUUUCAUGAACCUUUAGACUGUCUAUAAAAGUUCGGCUGCUACCAAAGCUUCUACUUUUAAUUGAACAUCACGUUAUUGAUGAUUUCAGUUAGUAGGUUGAAGUAAAUGAUAUUAGUUAUAUGUGUACUGUUCACAAAAUGAUCCUUAUUGUAGAAGGUUGGUUAGGGGUUCUUUUCAAUGAGUUAACAAUGCAGAGAAUGGUGUGGGUUAUAACAACCUGGGUGAGAGCAGGGCAAUCUAGAGAGAGCAAGUUUAGUACUUAGUAGUGGUGGCCCCGGAAAUAUGUUUCCUAGCCCAAGCAACACCAAGGCAAGUCCCAUGCACUGGGGGCUUAAUCUUCUUUCUCCCAAAUCAGACAGAUUGGAUGGCUUAUCUAGAUGUUCAGGUGUAUGAUGUUAACUGACAAGUUACUUGUGGCAAACUGAAAUAACCACUUGGACCUGCCAUCUGGAAUGCUGGAACCUGUUAAUGGAGUGAGUAAUGGGCAAAUACAACCAUCAGUGUUACAGAGCUCUUGUGGUAGCACUAGGUAAGAGGUCUGCACCAUUUUAAGGCUGGGAGGCAGCCUCAUUUGCUCCAGGCUUUGACGUGUGGUAACACUUGGGCUUGUUCCCUAUUCCAUCCAUGAAACCAAGGAACCUGAAAAAUCUCAGCUGAUCUUAAUGCAACGGCAAAGUUAACCUG
Molecule: messenger RNA, 5213 nt
Organism: Cornus florida
Lineage: Eukaryota; Viridiplantae; Streptophyta; Magnoliopsida; Cornales; Cornaceae
Exons: 16
Coding region: 176-3976 (1266 amino acids)
Source: RefSeq, a predicted model, not a curated record